Messenger RNA from Populus nigra (black poplar), 872 nucleotides. Its product is annotated as ubiquitin-conjugating enzyme E2 20-like. NCBI's taxonomy places the organism in Eukaryota, Viridiplantae, Streptophyta, Magnoliopsida, Malpighiales, Salicaceae. The record is from RefSeq and is a predicted model, not a curated record. The transcript is spliced from 6 exons. Bases 214 to 753 code for a protein of 179 amino acids.
CUAUCAUCUCUCUCUCUCUCUAAACGCUCUCUCUCUCUAUAAAAAAACACGAAGAAGAAGAAGAGACAAAGGAAGAAGAAACUCAAAAACUCUCGAGUAUCUUCUUCUUCUUCUUCUUCUUGUUUUCUAAACAUACUUCACCGAUCAGUUUCUUUAUUUGGGUUUUCUUUCUUUUGGAUUCUAAACUAAAAAAAGAAAGAAAGAAGAGAAACAAUGGCAGCUAUUAAUGGGUAUACUCCGGUGGCUGCUCCGGCAGGGACUACCCCAUCAAAACAGACUGUCCCAUCGGCAAAGACUGUUGAUACACAAUCCGUGCUUAAACGGUUGCAAUCUGAACUGAUGGCGUUGAUGAUGAGUGGAGAAUCUGGGAUAUCUGCCUUCCCUGAAGGGGACAACAUAUUUUGCUGGAAAGGAACAAUCACAGGAAGCAAAGACACUGUUUUUGAAGGAACAGAUUACAAACUAUCCCUUUCCUUCCCUAAUGACUAUCCUUUCAAGCCACCAAAGGUCAAGUUUGAAACCAGCUGCUUCCAUCCCAAUGUGGAUGUCUAUGGCAACAUUUGCUUGGAUAUUCUUCAGGAUAAAUGGUCAUCUGCCUAUGAUGUGAGGACAAUAUUGCUAUCAAUCCAAAGUCUGCUUGGAGAGCCAAACAUAAGUUCACCUCUAAACACUCAAGCAGCACAACUUUGGAGCAAUCAAGAAGAAUACAGGAAAAUGGUGGAGAAGGUGUACAAGCCUCCUAGUGCUGCAUAGAAGGAAGAGAAGGGGUCCAAAAUGAGUUGGUUACUUUAUUGUUUGACGGGUGUGGUGUGGUGUGGUGUGACUGACUUCAAUGGAUUAAUGAAUUAAUGAAUUCUCAAAUUUGUUUUUCC